UGUUUUCACUUUCUAGAUCUAUUAACAAAAAUACAUAGCAUUACUUGAUGGAUACAAUUUCAUCUACCUUCAUCACGUAACAAAAUAACACAGAUCGAUUGACACGUUCAAAAAAAACAUCGAAUUGUUAUUGUUUGUCUCUUGAUUCUUGAUAGUAUUAAUUAAGGUAGAGGAUGAAGUUAUUUAAGAAAUAUGAGGAGUACAUGCAAACACAAGCUGAGAAGAAAUUACCUGGUGUGGGUUUUAAAAAUCUCAAGAAAAUCUUGAAGCGGUGUCGUAGAGAGAUGACUCAUUCACAGAUUUCAUUGCAGUCACAAUCGUCAUUGCUUCUUAACGACUCUGCAGAUAACACUCAUGCGUAUUGCCUCCAUCCUUGCCCUGUCUGCGAUGGAAGCUUCUUUCCAUCCCUUAUGAAGGAGAUGUCUGUGGUGGUUGGAUGUUUUAAUGAGCGUGCACAAAAGGUGCUUGAUGUUCAUCUGGCGACAGGCUUCCACAAGUACUUCAUGUGGUGCAAAGGCAAGUUACAUGGCCAAGGAAACGGAAACCAUCAUUCCUUAAUACAAGAAGGCAAGGACCUUGUUGGCUAUGCGCUUAUCAAUGCCAUUGCUAUGCGCAAAAUCCUUAAGAAAUAUGAUAAGAUACAUGACUCUAAACAAGGGCAAGCAUUCAGGUCACAAGUCCAGAGCAUGCACAUGGAACUCCUUCAGUCUCCAUGGCUUUGUGAGCUUAUUGCCUUCCACAUUAACUUAAGGGAAAUUACAAAGGCAGAUAUGAGGAGGAAAGGUUCUGAAAUAUUAUUGGAGGGAUGUUCUCUUGUAUUUAAUGAUGGAAAACCAUCGCUUUCUUGUGAGCUCUCGGAUACUGUGAAGCUUGAGAUAGACUUGACUUGCUCCAUAUGCUUGGAUACUGUAUUUGAUCCUGUAUAUUUGAGUUGUGGACACAUAUUCUGCUUCAUGUGUGCUUGCAAAUCUGGAUCAGUAACAAUUGUUGAUGGAUUGAAGGCAACAGAGCCCACUGCAAAAUGUCCUCUUUGUCGACAAGCAGGAGUUUACAAGGGAUCUCUACAUUUGGACGAGCUUAACAUUUUACUAAGUCGAAGGUGUCCUGAAUAUUGGGAGGAAAGGCUUCAAAGUGAGAGAGCAGAAAGGAUUCGUCAGACCAAGGAGCAUUGGGAGUCACAGUCACGUGCAUUCUUGGGGAUCUAAAUUAAAUAUAUAGAUCAUACAUGCAUGUUUUUUCAUUCAAGUAAGAAUACGAAUGUAUAUUAUUACUAUAAUUUAUAAGUUUGUAGAAUAUAAAUGUAUAUAGGUUAAUAGGUGUUUAUUCUAUUAGUUAUUUGGUGAUUUUCUGUAGAUUUUGGUAACUUUUAACUAUAAUAAUAGUGAUCAUGCAUGGAUUUAUA
Lactuca sativa (garden lettuce) is the source of this 1402-nucleotide messenger RNA. Its product is annotated as putative E3 ubiquitin-protein ligase BAH1-like 1. The record is from RefSeq and is a predicted model, not a curated record. Lineage: Eukaryota; Viridiplantae; Streptophyta; Magnoliopsida; Asterales; Asteraceae.